Hevea brasiliensis (rubber tree) is the source of this 2750-nucleotide messenger RNA. RefSeq names its product putative E3 ubiquitin-protein ligase RING1a. Bases 1246 to 2475 code for a protein of 409 amino acids. Lineage: Eukaryota; Viridiplantae; Streptophyta; Magnoliopsida; Malpighiales; Euphorbiaceae. The transcript is spliced from 9 exons. The record is from RefSeq and is a predicted model, not a curated record.
UUGCUUGUUUUGGUUGAACAUUCUUUUCUUCUUCUUCUUCUCUGGAUCGCCACGUUCUAUUCGAUUGUAUUGUUGCUUUUGAUGCGUGAAUGGUGAGGUUUUGAUUUGGGAUCUGCAUGCUUUGUUUGUCUGCUGCUGUUUUGCUCGUCACAUUUUACGAGUAUACUAAGGGAUAAGCUUAUAUGGGUUUGUAGAGGAUUCCCGUUGUUAAAAUAUCUAUCGUUGAUUUUUCAAGCUUUUGCUGGCUGGCUAUGGUUGGCUUAACUUGUUAUUGUUUAGAUGUUAUCUCUUUCUUUGCUGUCUUUUCUGUUGAUGCGUAAUCUUGUCUUUAAUGACGGUAGGUGGAGUUCUGUGGUGGGCGUUACGAUACGUGGUGAUUUUGGCUCGAAUUGGUGUAUGAGCACUAGAGUUAGUUUCUCCUGUUAUGAUUUAUGGUUGGUUAUACAGUUGCAGCAUCGUAUUGGGAUUUGUUUAUGCUGGUGAAAUUUGUGUCUGAAUGCUCUGUAGGAAUCCUGUGGCUGCGUGAUUGCUAGAUUAUUAGUUUGCUUUCUAGUUUCGGAUAGGAAGAGGCUAAAUCAAUGGAACUGAGAUUUUGGUUUAACUGGCAGCUUCAUAAUUGCGUAUUGGCUGUCAAAUUCUUGGCCAACCUAUGUUAUGCAAAUCCAUUAUAAAGGAACACGAUUCACCGAGUAUUCUAGCUGUUUUGACAUGUUAAUUGUGUUCCCUUUUGCGUUAUCGAGGGUCAAGAAUCACAUUGCGUUUGUUUGAACUAAUUGGUUUGACCCAUUUCUUAUUCUUCUUGUUUUUCUUUUUUGGUAUGUUAAUUUCUAUCAGAAUGCUGUUCUGUUGGUCUUUGCAUUUUAUCUCAGUAACUCUAGAAGGUUUGUAUUUCAUAAUGGCAAUUUUGUUUUUAUUUCCCUUUUUCUUUUUUUGGAUUACACAAUGUAUCUCAUGGAACCAUAAAAUGAUAUUUACCAAAUGUUGCAACAAUGGGGAUUAUGCAAUAUAUUCAUGAUUCCAAACAUAGUUUACGUCUUUGUUUUUAGUAAUUUUACAAAUUUGUUGUAAUUGAAAAAAUCUCUUCUGAAAAAUUUCAUUGCACUAUGUCAUAAUUGGUAAUCAUUUUUUUUCACAGAUUGCUGGAUUUAGAUAUCAGAUCUUGACAAACUACAACAUCUGACUAUUUGGUGUUUUUAUUGGGUGGAAAUGCUAAACCAGCAUGUAGUCUCAUGUUUGUAGUGCAGCAUGUCACACUUAAGACAAAGUAUCAACCCAAAAGAUGAAACGAAUGGAUAUGUUGUAGUGAAGUUGUCUGAAAUACGCAAGGAAGUGCAAUGUCCAAUCUGUUUAGGGAUUAUUCGAAAAACCAGGACAGUGAUGGAAUGCCUGCAUCGCUUCUGUAGGGAAUGCAUAGACAAAUCUAUGAGGCUUGGGAACAAUGAGUGCCCUGCUUGCCGCACCCACUGUGCCAGUCGUCGUUCGCUGAGAGAUGACCCAAAUUAUGAUGCACUAAUAGCCGCUUUGUAUCCAGAUAUUGACAAAUAUGAGGAAGAGGAGUUGGCUUUUCAUGAGGAGGAGAAGGCUCGCAAUAAGCAGAUCCAAGCUUCCAUUGCCCAGACUUUUCGCCGACAAGCUGAAGCUCUUGGUAGGAAACGGACAACAUCUAAAGCCACAAUAGCUGCAUUUUCUAGGAGAACACCAGGCCGUCACAGAGAUGCCCACCCAAGAGGGAGGAGAAAUUAUCAAACAGCUGAUAUUCAAGGGUCUGAUGACAAUGAAGAUGCCAAUGGUGAUGGAUGCAAAGAUUCAUCAUCUGCUGAGGAGCACAGUGCAGAAGUUAAACCAAAAAGAUACAAGAGAUGGGGGGGUUCUCACUCAGCAGCUGCUUUUGCAGAUGCAGGUGGAGAUGAAAAUGAUUCAGAAGUGAAUAGAGAAUCCAUGGGGUCUUCUGCUGGGCUUGUUGGCCCUUCAGAAAGGCUUGCCUGGGGGAAAGGUGGUAUGCGGAGUCACACAAGAUAUGGCAGUGCAAAUGCUGGCAAUGGAAAGAAUGUCCGGAACAGCCGGAUCUCUAAGUUGGCAGAUUAUCUUCGAAAUUUGGAGGAAAAUGAUAAUGAGUUGGAUUUCCACCUCAUGCUUGUUUCUUUUGAUGAACAAAGACUACCUAGUUUACAGAGGCCGUACCUCUGCUGCAGGCCAACUUUGUCAGUCAAACACUUAUGUGAGUAUGUUGCUCUCCAGACUGCUCUGCCAGCAGAUGAAGUUGAGAUAUACCUGGUGAAAGAGUUGAAUUCUGUAUCUAAUUCUUCGACCCGCAGAAGUCUAUCAAUUUCUAUGCCUAUUACAAUUGAUUCAUGCAAAGAUAAGUUGCAGGUUUUAGAGGACAAAGAAACUCUGGCAGGACUUAAAACCGGUGAUUUUACUCAAGGGCAUCUGCUUCUGGCAUAUCAGAGGAAGCUGUGGACGUCAAAACGGUGACAAGGUUGCCUGCGAUCUUUAUUGUUUUUACAGAAACGAAAGUAUAGAUAUAUAGAUACACACUUGCAACAGGGAGUUGUCCUUUUCACAUGGCAUCCAUGGUCUAAACUGUCAGAUGCAUUAUAUUACAGAAAUGGUGGUAAUUUUUAUAGGUUUUGCACACAAAGAUUAAGCUAUAUAUAAUCUGAAAAAUGGUUGUCAGCCUCAAGUGUAUUCAGUGUAAGCUUUAUCAACCUUCUAUUAAUAUGCAAUAUUAUGAUCAUGAUUAACUGAAA